AUGGCUGAAAGGAGUCCAUGGAUUGCUCCCCUGUCCCCUUCACAGACUCUCUUCCUCGACAAGCUCUCAUCCGAGAUCCUUGCCUUGAUCGCAAACGAGAUAGGCCAUUCCAGUCACCAGAACUCUCUCUGUAAAGUCAACAAGACUUGCAACACUGCAUGCACUCACGCCCUCUACAGUGGCCGGUUGGUUUUCGUGAACGAACAAUCCUUGAGUCUAUUUACGGACACGAUCCUUUACCAUCGGCCAGAGCUAGCUAACCUUGUAAAAGAUUUGGACAUAGACGGAUUGUUCGAUCUUACAGAUCGUGCUUCAUCGCUCCUAGCGGCUUUAACCAACCUGCGUCACCUAACACUGAUCGCUUCCGGGUUCGAUGCCUGGUCUGCGUACUGCACAUUCUUCCACCCCGUCCCAUUCUUACCAGCCCUGCGUCACUUGGAGAUCUGCUUCUCUUUAGAUGCGCACGUACUUGAUUUUGUGCAGUUGCACUACCUCCGCCUUUCCUCACUCUCAAUACUCUCCACCGUCGACGUCGAUGAUGAAGAUAACACUCCCGCCACCGGCGCAGCUGAGCUCUGCACUCGAUAUUCCCUUCCCUUACCCUUGUCUCAGAUCGCUUGUUCGCCCUUCUUGGCACCGAUAUUUCUUCCCGGAUCUCGCAUUAGCGACGUUGGUUUGUUCUGGCCCACCACAUCGGAAGAUGUCGACGAUGUUGCACCGAUCGCAGUCCAUGCACUCGCCAGCUCGGGCUGUCCAGUACUCACCGUCUCUUAUACGUCUUGGUCGUGGAACCUCAAAUUCAUUGAACUUUCUGCGACCCAGCUUCAACAUAUGGAGUUGUUGUUAAUCGACAAUGUGAUCGAAUCACUCACCAGAGAAGAGAGCUCACCAGACUCUUUCUUCCGUCCGCUUCUCAAUACUUUGGAUGAUACCCUGCCGUUAUUCAAAUCCCUGAAAGCUCUUCAUUUGAUCUGUUUCUAUGAAGACUCAACCCGGACAUUCUAUGACGACUUCAGGAUGGUUCGCAAGUGGGCGUCGCACUGCCCAACCCUCCUGUAUUGUAAAAUUCCUGGAACCAACACAUUAUGGAUCCGACAUCCUUCGUAUCGGUUUUUUGUUCCGCACAUGAAGGGUAGUCGGAUGAAAGCAAACAUUACUAGCCAGUGGGUGCAGGAACUGUUCGCCAAGGAGGGGUUACAAUUGGCAACAUCGUUCCUCCAGCAAUACAAAGAUCUCCGGAAGGACGGUAUAGUGGACGUCGUGGAUGCGCUGUGGAAGAGAGCAUGCAAAUAGAGGUCUACGGACUGGAUUUUCUCUCAGACGAUUCGGUGUACAAGCAUAAUACGUCAGGCAUUCGACUUGUAUGCUACGAGAUACUGUCAGCCCAUUAACCGUCAAGGACCAAUCUCAC
Molecule: messenger RNA, 1411 nt
Organism: Stereum hirsutum FP-91666 SS1
Lineage: Eukaryota; Fungi; Basidiomycota; Agaricomycetes; Russulales; Stereaceae
Exons: 4
Coding region: 1-1293 (430 amino acids)
Source: RefSeq, a predicted model, not a curated record